AGGGCUGGUCGUGGAUCCCUCCCCCAGGUUUCAUACAGGUUGUAUUCACUCACUCUCUGGAUCUGCAGCAUAUCAACAGGCAGUAGAGGUUUGCUUCUGACAGUGACUGACGGAAUUCCCGUUUCAUUUUUUCACGGAGUGAGGUACAAGGUCACUAUGGGUACCAGCUCCUCAUCAUACGCCCCCAAGACAGUCUACCUAGAUGUGGAUGGGAAAAUGCAGAAGGUGAUUUUCAGUCGAUACUGCAGCCCCUGUGACAUCCGAGAACUGCUGUGUUCUUCCUCUAACAUAGCCAGAAAUACUGCUAUAAGGCUGGUGGACUCGGAGGGAGCGCUGGUCUCCAUCGAUCCCACAAUGCCUACCAACACCCCAAACUCCCAGUACAAGGUAAUGCCUCAGUCGACUGGUCAGGUGGGAGACAAAGAAGACAUGUUCCAGAAUGUUUUGUCUCAGGUGGCAGAGCAAUUUAGCAGGGCUUUUAGAAUCAAUGAGUUGAAGACAGAGGUGACCAAUAGGCUUGCCAUGUUGGAGAAGAGAGUGGAGUUAGAGGGGCUUAAAAUGGUGGAGAUUGAGAAGUGCAAGAAUGACCUGAGGAAAUUACGGGAUGAGAUGACCUCAAAGGGAGGAGGAAGAGUGACUUGUGGUUGCAAAUAUAGCUUCACAGAGGACGGCAAGAAACUCUCCCCAAGACGAGACGUUCCAAAUUACCCAAAGUAUACUCUAUCCCAGGAGACCAUAGAAGCUCUGAAGAAACCUACAUUUGAUGUUUGGCAUUGGGAGCACAAUGAGAUGUUAAGCUGUCUGGAGUACAUGUAUCAUGAUCUGGGCCUGGUGAAGGAAUUUAAUAUGAACCCCAUCACACUGAAACGAUGGCUGCUGGGAAUCCAGGAGAAUUACCGCAACAACCCGUUCCAUAACUUCCGCCACUGCUUCUGUGUCAGUCAGAUGAUGUAUGGAAUGAUUCACUUGUGCAACUUACAAGAGAGGCUCACCAUGACUGACAUGUGCAUCCUCAUGACAGCUGCCGUGUGUCACGACCUAGAUCACCCAGGCUACAACAACACGUACCAGAUAAACGCUCACACAGAGCUGGCGGUGCGCUACAACGACAUCUCGCCCCUGGAGAACCAUCACUGUGCCGUGGCCUUCCAGAUCAUCUCCAUGCCAGAGUGUAACAUCUUCGCCAACAUAGAAACGGAAGCCUUCAAACACCUCAGACAGGCUAUCAUCACUCUCAUCUUAGCCACAGAUAUGGCCAGACACGGUGAGAUACUGGACUCCUUCAAGCAGAACGUGGACAACUUUGACUUCACCAACCACAAGCAUGUGACAUGUCUAAAGCUGGUGUUGAUCAAGUGCUGCGACAUCUCCAAUGAGGUGAGACCCACGGAGGUGGCCGAGCCCUGGCUAGACUGCCUGCUGGAGGAAUACUUUAUGCAGAGUGACAGAGAGAAAUCUGAGGGUCUCCCAGUUGCUCCGUUCAUGGAUCGGGACAAAGUGACCAAACCCACCGCUCAGAUUGGCUUCAUCAAAUUCGUCCUCAUUCCCAUGUUUGAGACUGUUAUGAAGCUUUUUCCCCAGAUUGAGGAGAUUAUGGUGCAGCCUUUGCGGGAUUCUCGAGACCACUAUGAAGAACUUAAACAGAUUGACGAUGCCAUGACUGAGGUAAAACCCUUCUCCUCACACCUCGUUGACCUCAAGAAUCGAGGUCAAUCUCAUUUACAUUGUAUGUUAAAAAUAAAUGGAACAAACAUGGAAUACAUUAUGGCUGACUCAUUAUACAGACUCUUGAGAAAAAAAACAAUAGAGAACAUGGUCAUUUGUAGUUAAAAUUGUUUCAUUAUUUUCCUGAAUUGACUGAAGUUAAGCUGAAUGUGUCAUGCCCAUUGAAAAUGGGGGUCCUUUUAUACAUUUGUUUGCUGAAAAUACAAAACAAAUGUUUCUUCAAUGCAUAAUUAACUCAAAGAUAUCAAAUUUGGCCAUCAGUUCCCCCUUGAAAAAAUUAAGUGCAUGACACCUCUGCCUCAUCAUUGCUUUCCUUUUAUUGUGUGCAGAUGCGGUAUGUCCUGUUAUAAGGCACUACUACAGCAGCGUAGUGAUGAUAAUAACUGGCUCAGGGGUGAAGUUUCCCCUAUGUGCAGAUCGAGACUCAGCUUUCUCAAUCCUAACCUUAGCACUAGUGGGGAAACUUUUAAACUGACCCAAGAUCAGCGGCUAGGGGCAACUUCACCCAAUAACUGUGGCCUUAGUCCUUAGACUAUCUACCAGCUUUAUUACUCUAUAAAAUCCCUCCACCGCCAUCUUGUGUUAACAUAAAGGUGUCUUUUGUUCUACAAGGCACAGAAGAAAAAAACUGAGAGCAAGUCAUUAGGAGGAAAGAAGAAAUAAACUUUUCCUGCAAACUCAUUGGUACCUUGUAAGUUUAAACGUUAGAUAGAUGUGACGUGCUCUCCUCUUUCACUCUCUGACCAAACUUUAUCCCACUAAUGAUGUAGUUUACGUUUAUCCCAACAUGAACAGGAUAUUUAGAGGGGGACCUGAUCCUAAAUGAACACUUCUACUCUGAGACAUGCAGCCCAUACAGCAUUGGUAGGCCCUAGACUGGUUUCAAUAGUAAGUGUCAUGUGCCAUCUAGUGGUCAUACCAGUGUUACCAUAUGGUUUAUUAGGCUUCAGAUUAAAUAAAUGUAUGAAUUUCACAGGCUUGUGAAAGUGCACAGGGAUUUUGUUACUGCUUUAUAAUAAAUAUUGAGGGUCUUAUUUUACUGAUAUGAUGAUCGAUGCUUGACAUCCAUUUGACAAAUAAACAUUCUCGCUCUUAUCCAUAAUAAUCUUGUCAGGUAAACGCAGGUGCCUAGACCAGAGUAGGCACAUUUGCUAUUUAACGGAACUUUUAUUUUGACAAAACUAUCAGUAGAGUUUCAAAAUGCAAUGGAAACACAUUGAACUUCAGAUUUGUAUUCGGUACAUUAAAAUGUAUUUUUGUGUCACCACGGAAAGCCAAAACCCCUGCUCAUGCAAACCUGGUGAUUAGAUGGUCUUGUGUAGAUUAUAUUUUCAACCAGAAACUAUCAGGAAAUAACACUGAUGUAUGUUUUUCCAAUGAGGAAACCAAUGUUUGUUUAAUCAGCUCUUGUACAAUAUGAUACACAACAAAUGUAAUUGUGACUGCACUGGGCCUUUAAAUCAUCUCAUGUUACAUAGCAGUAUUGCUGAUUUAAUAUAUGAUUGAUAUUGUUAUGACAUUCUAUAAAAGGUAAAGCUUUUAUACUAACUAUUUUAGAAGGCAUAUUGACAUGGCUGUUCUAUUGUAGAGAAGUGUGUGUGUGUGUGUGUGUGUGUGUGUGUGUGUGUGUGUGUGUGUGUGUGUGUGUGUGUGUGUGUGUGUGUGUGUGUGUGUGUGU
Molecule: messenger RNA, 3403 nt
Organism: Oncorhynchus gorbuscha (pink salmon)
Lineage: Eukaryota; Metazoa; Chordata; Actinopteri; Salmoniformes; Salmonidae
Gene: pde9ab
Product: phosphodiesterase 9ab
Exons: 18
Coding region: 157-1830 (557 amino acids)
Biological process (GO): cGMP catabolic process
Molecular function (GO): 3',5'-cyclic-GMP phosphodiesterase activity
Source: RefSeq, a predicted model, not a curated record